Syzygium oleosum is the source of this 910-nucleotide messenger RNA. Its product is annotated as glutathione transferase GST 23-like. Gene Ontology annotation, molecular function: glutathione transferase activity. Gene Ontology annotation, biological process: glutathione metabolic process. The transcript is spliced from 2 exons. Gene Ontology annotation, cellular component: cytoplasm. The record is from RefSeq and is a predicted model, not a curated record. Lineage: Eukaryota; Viridiplantae; Streptophyta; Magnoliopsida; Myrtales; Myrtaceae. The coding region runs from base 101 to 790 and encodes 229 amino acids.
AGCCUAAACAUGGCGGUCGCUUUCAAGAACACACCUCAUAUUUGUCUAUAUACGAGAGAUCCCUACUCGACUACACUGCUCAAAACAACAAAGCACGAUCAUGGCUAAGUUAAAGAUCAUAGUCUCUGCGACGAGCUUGUUCUGCACGAGAAUCGAGUGGGCUCUAAAACUGAAGGGCCUGGAGUACGAGCUCACUGUUGAAGACUGGGACAAAGGGAAGAGCGAAUUGCUUUUGAAGUCGAACCCGGCACACAAGAAGGUCCCGGUGCUUUUGGACGAUGGGGUCGCGAUUGCAGAGUCGAAAGUGGUUCUGGAGUACAUCGAUGAGAAGUGGAAGGGAGGUGAUUUUUAUCCGUUGUUGCCUCAAGACCCUUAUGAGAGAGCUCAAGCUCGUUUCUGGGCGCAGUUUGCUGAUGACAAGUGUGCCUUCGGCACUUGGGGAGCCUGCCGUGCGGAAGAUGCCCUGGAAAAGGAGAAAGUGGUGCAGAUUGCAUUAGAGUCUUUUGCUUGUCUCGAGAAGCAGAUCGAAGGGAAGAAGUUCUUCGCGGGAGACAAGAUAGGUUAUUUGGAUCUUGUGGCCGGCUGGAUCCCGCAUUGGCUUGGCGUCAUGGAAGAAACUGGAGGCAUUAAGGUACUUGAUGCUGAGAGGUUCCCAUCCCUUCAUGAAUGGGCACAAAACUUCAUCGAAAUUCCGCUGAUUAAGGAAUGUGUUCCACCUAGAGAUUUUCUGGUUAACUAUACGACUGCUCGCCUGAGCUACGUGCGUUCCUUAGCACCAAACAAGCCAUAGAACACACCCUUCACUUUCCCUCCAAGUGUUGCUCUGUUUUUCUCCCCUGUUUUCCUCUCUUAUGCUUGUAACCUUCUGAUAUGGCGCAAUAAUAUAUUUAUAAUCAGCUUUCUCUUGGGA